Cicer arietinum (chickpea) is the source of this 840-nucleotide messenger RNA. Its product is annotated as CEN-like protein 2. The record is from RefSeq and is a predicted model, not a curated record. Gene Ontology annotation, biological process: vegetative to reproductive phase transition of meristem; negative regulation of flower development. Gene Ontology annotation, cellular component: nucleus; cytoplasm. Lineage: Eukaryota; Viridiplantae; Streptophyta; Magnoliopsida; Fabales; Fabaceae.
CACACAUGAAACACUAAAAAAUCUAAAAUAGUUGGGAUGAUGAAUAUUGUUGUAUUAGCAGAUCCUCUUGUAAUAGGAAGAGUGGUGGGAGAUGUAGUUGAUUAUUUCAACACAACUGUGAAAAUGUCUGUCACUUACAACAACACUAAGCAAGUUUACAAUGGUCAUGAGUUUUUUCCUUCUUCUCUUACCAUUAAGCCUAAGGUUCAUAUUCAUGGUGGUGAUAUGAGAUCUUUCUUCACUUUGAUCAUGACAGAUCCAGAUGUCCCUGGCCCUAGUGAUCCAUACUUGAAGGAACACUUACACUGGAUAGUCACAGAUAUACCGGGCACAACAGAUGCUACAUUUGGGAAGGAAGUGAUAAAGUAUGAAAUGCCACGUCCAAACAUAGGAAUACAUAGGUUUGUGUUCAUCCUGUACAAACAAAAGCGAAGACAGACAGUGAUGAAAAUACCAACAUCAAGAGAUCAUUUCAACACUAAGAAAUUUGCAGAAGACAAUGACCUUGGACCUCCUGUCGCUGCUGUUUUUUUCAAUGCUCAAAGAGAAACUGCUGCUAGAAGACGUUGAAAUUUAAAUUAAUUAACCAUAACAAAAAGUGGUGCACUAAUGCAAUAUAAAAUAAAGAUGCCACAAAAUAAGGUUAGGCUAUUAAGCAUGUUUUUUCGGUGGCCACUUUGUUCAAAGUUAGAAGAAUCACUGAAUUUGACCAAAGUUAUGUCUUUUUAUUUAUUUAUUGUGGUUCUUAUAGUUUGAUUGUUGUAGUUUCUAUGUUGUUGUAGUUUGUAAUAGCGUUGUUAAUGGAAAGUGGCAGUAUAUUAAAUAAAAUAAAAGUUACUA